This is a messenger RNA of Saccostrea cuccullata (small rock oyster), 1659 nucleotides long. RefSeq names its product transmembrane protein 26-like. The transcript is spliced from 3 exons. The record is from RefSeq and is a predicted model, not a curated record. Lineage: Eukaryota; Metazoa; Mollusca; Bivalvia; Ostreida; Ostreidae. The coding region runs from base 1 to 1659 and encodes 552 amino acids.
AUGUCGAGUGGGUCUUUAGAAGACCUUGUGUCUUCGCCGUCGGAGAACAAUAGACUAAAUGACGGGACCAUCAAUCCUGUUUUUGAGAACAAAGACGAAGUCAGCGGGAAAGAAGUUCCAAACGAGGACAGCUCGGAUUUAGGCGAAAGAUUUCUGGAUGACUUUAAUUUCCCAAAUUCCGAAGAGGAAGAUAAAAGUGAAAUAAGAUCCGACGUUGACAAUGUGAAAACAGAAGAGGAUUUCCAAAAGGAAAAUGAUAGUGGCAGAUCAACAACAUCCUCUCAAGAACAGACCACGGAGAAUUACACUCUGAAGCAAUCAGAUAAACCCAACCCAACCACAACAAAUGAAUCAUUAAAUGAGAAAAACGAGGAGUGCAGACUUCGCGGUGAUUAUACUUCAGAAACAAAACAGCCCGCUGCACAACCUAAAAAUGCUUCAAAAUUGGUUACAAAAUCAAAAAGUAAUACGGACAACAAUCCAGAAAACCUGGACUACGUAUGGGGACCAUUAUUUCAAGAACUACCUUCUAAAACUGUAUCGUUUUCUCCACACUAUGCAAUUGGAAACAAUUCUCGGACACAAGAUUUUCUACGGCAAAGGAAACCGCACUUUCAGUUAAAGCCAGAAAAAUUAAGAACAAAAGUAAGUCACGCCAAUAAAUCGAAAAGCAAGGAGGAUGAGGAUAAAUGGCACCACAUUAUCCGUGAUAUCAUUCAAGCCAUUUUUGUUCGUAUGCUGUUGAUCUGUCAUAGCUUUCUCUGUGUCUGGAGAGCUGUUGACGUGAGAAAGGAUGAACUCUACUGGUGCCUGGCUCUCACCAAUGUUAUUCUAAUUCUAGAGACAAUUUAUACCGUUAUUAAACGACAGGGGAGGGAUCCAAAAUGGAUUUGUCCAUGCUUUGUGAUUUAUCUUGGAGGAACGGUGCCUGCUCUUUGGUUUCUACAGAUUGAUAAACUAGACCGAUAUAAUGCAGCGAUGACAACAAACAUCUCUAAUCUGACCGAUUCCUUACAAGAGGCGUUGUCUUCUAUAGAUGGGAUACAGAUUCCCAUUUACCUAGAUCCCGAUACAUGGGUAGCCAUCUUAGAGCAGAUUUUGCUUUUUGUUUUGGUUGUUGGACGCAUGCUUCUUCCACUAGGACCACUGUCACGCGAAGAACUUUCUCAACUGCUCUUCAUUUAUAUUGGAUCGGGUUCAGACGUCAUGGAGUUGUUUGUGGUUUUCGAUGAGCCACAGUUUCGAACAAAUUCCCCGUUAAAGUAUGCUACAUUAACGGUAUGGUCUGUUAGUCUUUUACAAUUUACUUUCGUUCUUACCGCUGCAAAAAGCCCAAAGAAGAUCCGAUUGGGAACUUCUGAAGAUAGAUACCAUGAUGUUAAAGGGAAACGUUCAGUGUUCGGGAUUGAGAUCCUUAGCCUUUUCCUCUCAUUCUUACUGAUGGACGGGCCUUAUUGUGCACUAAGACUGUAUGCCAUUAUCGAGUAUAAGGUUGUGAGCUAUGGUAUCAUAUUCUUCACAUGUAAAAAUAUUCUGAUGUUGGUUUUAUUAAUGUAUCGAAUGUUUAUCAUUUGCAUUAAGUAUAGAAAUAGGGGUAAAGAACAGCGAGAAGCAUUAAGAGAGAUUGCUCACCGAAAACAUGUUUCAAAUAUCAUAUAA